This is a messenger RNA of Paecilomyces variotii, 714 nucleotides long. Its product is annotated as mitochondrial ribosomal protein L37-domain-containing protein. Lineage: Eukaryota; Fungi; Ascomycota; Eurotiomycetes; Eurotiales; Thermoascaceae. The transcript has 2 exons. The record is from RefSeq and is a predicted model, not a curated record. Gene Ontology annotation, molecular function: structural constituent of ribosome. The coding region runs from base 1 to 714 and encodes 237 amino acids. Gene Ontology annotation, cellular component: mitochondrial large ribosomal subunit.
AUGAUCUGUAGACAGUGCCGGACAAGUUUGCUGUCGCGACUUGUUAUCCAGAGUCCGACGCCGGUGUCCACAUCAACAUGUUCCCGGGCGAUUCAGCGCGGUCAAUUGAGAAAUUACAGUCUGCCUGGACCUCCGCCAGCUCCCCGCCAGCCUGGACCCAGCGAAAAGCCCAUCACCAUCCCGUCCGCCAUAUCCUCCGCUUCGCCGGGUGUCUCGCAGCCGUUGAGCACGCCCGAGGGUGUCCAUGUCGAUGUGAACCCUGAAAAGCCCAAGAAGCCUGCAACUCAGCGCGAGCCAAGCAGCUGCCCCCCAGGAACCAAGCUACAGGGCCUCAAUUACUUUAAGAACAAGCCGGAUCUUUUCGCCUUGGAUGACUCGGAAUACCCCGAGUGGCUCUGGACCUUGCUGGACGACAAGAAGAACCAGUCGAAGACUGAUAUGGGCGGCGUCGAUGUUAGCACAUUGAACAAGAAACAACGAAAGCGUCACGAGAAGAAGAUGGCCGCUCUUGCGGCGUCGCUGCCCCGGAAGAUCCCUGUUCACGAACAGGCAACCGAUAUCACACCCGCUCCGUACAACAGGACCGAUGACAGCCAGAGGGAUAUUAUUGCUGAAGCCGCAGAGAGUCUGGAGAAGAGGUCAGAAAUCACGAAGAGUGCAAGGGCCGCCAGAAGGAAGGGCAUCAGGGAGGCUAACUUCCUGCGCGGACUGUGA